Messenger RNA from Vitrella brassicaformis, 2940 nucleotides. The record is from the annotation of a GenBank genome assembly. Lineage: Eukaryota; Vitrellaceae.
UGACUGUCCAUAUUGCGAACCACCAUAUAAAGCUCAUGCAUCAGUCUCUUCAGACAUGCAACACCGUCAGACCCCUCCAUCCAUCCAUCCCUGCGUAAGUGCACACGCGCACAUGGAUCACGGGAGACAUUCCAAAAGGGACGUCAAGAUACAAAAUGUAGGCACCGAUUGCCUGUCCUCCGCCGUGGCCUCACGGAUGGCCACAAUGAGGUGGACUGCCUUGACUGACGAUCACAUGUGCCCGUCUGUCUGUCUGUCUGUAUGGCCCCCCUCCCCAUCCAUUCACCAGACAGACAGCCAUUCGAGCACACGCGCACUGGUGCGGGGGUGUCUCUGGCCUCUUGAUGUACAUGUGGGGGUGCGCGUGGGGCGGCGUCCUGACUUGAGCCGCCAACUGUGGCCUUCGGGCGCCACUGAUGGCGAGACCUCCUCCCUCCUCGGAUGCCGCCAGUGAUCGAUGCGAAGGUGGCGCCCGCAGGGAGCGGACCGGCAGUACGUGGUCGACGGCAGGGCGGCAGACGACGCCAUGGACGAAAGGGGUGGGUGAGUGGUGGUGUAGGCGCCAAUGGAUGAAAUACGGCUGACAAGAGGAUCGCAGGGGAAGGAAGAGAAGACAUGAGUGCAUCGCUCUCGGCAUUCAAAGCCUUCCUUGUUAUCCAUAUGCCUGCCUACCAGCCAGGUUUGCUGCCUGUCUGCUUCUGUCUGCGAGACUUUUUGGCGCUGCGAGGGGUCGGGAAGAGGCCUGAGAGGUUGCGAGGGGUCAAGACGCCAAAGCCGGCCGGGGCCUACAGGAACGAAGAAGCGACCAAGGGAAACAGGGCGGCAUGAGAGCGGCUAGCAUUGUCCGUGUGUUGUGUGUGGCUGUAUGUACCGGCGUGCUAAAAUCCCACACCUACACACAAACACAUAACGCGCCCAAGUGAUUCAGCAGGACAUCCAGGGACUUUUCUGACGAGGUAUGUUUGCCUACCUUGGGUGGCUGUGGGUUCCUGCUGGUCAGCCGCUUGGGUGGGGUGGGUGACGUGAGCAGGGGCAGCUGUGGCGUGAGAGGGACACGUGGUAUCAGCCCUUCACAAUAUAAAAUGUGGACAGCGAUUCUCUGGCAGAUCGACACACCCGCCGGCCUGCACACAAGCGAAGAAAGGUCAAGUCUGCCUCUCCUGAUGUCUGAGGGCCAGCAAUGCUCACAAGUGCGCACGCCGCUUGAGAUGGAAACCAACCCAUCAGAAUAUAAAACGUAGACAGCGAUCCGGAGCAGCUGAAACAGAAAGAGAGACAGCGGCGCUGCACUCAUUUCAAUGCAGGUAUGUAGUUCGCCCGCCUAUGACUCACAGCAGCCGUCGCACCGAGGUUGGUGGGUCUCAGAGACAUCCCCAAACCCGCCCCAGCGCCGCCAGUCUGUGGAAAGGGAUACAUGUCGUGUCUGUCUGUCUGUCUGUCUGUCUGCUGGUGCAUACCGUGAGGUACUCGACGCGCGUGUCAGGCAGAUCGAAGGCCCCCUGAACAACAAGCAGCCAGCAAGCACCCGCACCAACACGCAAUCAGUACAUAAACGCGUUCAUCGCUGUGCAAAUCAAUCCAUGUGUGUGUCUGUGCCGUCCCACCUGGGCUGCUCUAAGUCGCUGGCUGAGCUCGGGGACGCCCUCUCGUCGACCCACGCCGCAUUUGGUAUUCUGACCUUUGUAGAGGCGAUGGAUGGGAUGUAAGUGCCCGUCAGGAUAUAAAAUGCAGACAGCGGUCUGUACGGUCGUAAGAGCUGAAACAAAGAGAAGAAAAGCAUGUCUCUAAGGACAGAAUUCAGCAAGCUGCGACGCCGUGUCUCCUCCUCACCAUCACUCCUCGUCCGACUCGGUCACAGCACCCCCACCACGACCGUCACGUCGUCCUUCUUGCUCCCCCGACCCGUACUCCGGCUGUAGGCUGCUCGCCCGAUGGCCAGUGGUGGAUGUGGUGCUGGUGGGGAUGGUGCGGCGGGUGGGGUGCCAUGGGGAAGCCGACGUGCCUGGUGGUAGUACUGGGCCUGCUGGUGGUAGUAGUGCUGUGCUUGUGUUGUGCUGGAUGCUGGUGCUGGUGGGGAGAGGGAAGGUGAGCGAUCGGGGUCUGCAGCACGGGGGCGGGGUGGUUGCCGUAAGGGGCAGCUCCAAUGGUGCUGGGCCUCUGAGCAACACAGACAGACCAGCACACGGAGAGUGGGGGAGAGAGGAUAUGGCAAUCACCGAAAUGAAUGGAUUGAGAGGGGGAUUGAGACGGCAUUGAGGUCGUUGUCUGUCGAUGUCCUUCCCUCAUGGCCUUCCUUGUCUGUCCACCACGGCACGGCCUGCUCUAUCUAUCAGGCUCAAGGUUGUCGGCACUCACUAUCUGAAACCACCUGGUCUAUCAACACCAUCAUCGACAAGCAUACAGAGAGAGAGGGGGAAUGGAAUGAUUGCAUACGUGCCUUUGAUAUUCGUGUGCCCGCGUGGUUCCAGCUUACUCACUCACCUGGUGGUUGCUGUCUUUGGUACUUGCUGGCUGGAGCAUUUGUCUGAGGCUCUGUGUGGGUGACUUACACCCUGAGAGGCGUGGCGGGGUCACCCAGUCGUCGGGCGAAGAUGCUCUCAAGCCCGUCUUCUGCUGCGUGGGGUUGCCCCUCGCACCGAGUGAUCCCUUCUCCUUCUUGGUCUUCCGUUUCUGUCGCUGCCGCUGUGCCUCGCGCACCCGCUGGUCUGGGUCGAUGCGGGACCACCAAGUGCCGAGCAUCCAUCUCGAGCAGGAACCCGUCUAGCAACUCCUCCAGCAGGAACAAGGCGCACACGCCAAAAUAGUGGAAGCCCACCCAACACAUGAUCCGGCCGAUGCUGCUGCUAACGCUGCUGCUGUCACCCUCGUGUGUGUCGUCGUCCUGCACUCCUACCCACUUAUGCACCCCCCCCCCCCCCCCCCCCCCCCCCCCCCCCCCCC